GAAUAUAAAUUAAACUUUCACUGGAGUUAGAUGAUAAAUAUCUUUCGAUGAAAGACUAAGGACCGGUUUAACUAAAGUUAACUGAGGUGUAUUUGGCGAAGUUAGCUAAUCAGGUAUCGGUAUUUUCGAAAAUCCCGGAUCCGAUUGGUUAGUGUUAAUAGGUAAACCUCAGUUAACUUUAGUGAAACCGACCCUACGGGCUUCGUGACCUCGUUAGAAAGUGGCUCGAUUCUCCAGGAGGUAGUUCAGAGAAAUGCGUCUACGAGGAUUUUUCGGCGAGAAUUGGCUGACGUGUCGAUCGACAGGGCGCGUGUGAUGAUUUCAAACCUCAGUUAGUCUUAUCGUACAGGAAACCGCUGAGGACUAUUUCUAAACGAAGCCUUUCAGUUACUCGCGUGCAGAGUGUUAGUAAAAGUCUUGUCCUAUUCCGUCCACGUUUAAUGGUCUCAAUUAUUGUUUUACUUCUCUUUUCUAUCAUUCAAUACUUUGCAUUAUUUGCUUGAUGUAUCUUUGCUGGGCUCUUUUCAUUAAAAGUUUACCUAAUCAUGCUCUAUGUUCAGUGACUGAUAAAGAUUAAAGUACUUAUUAUCUUAUUUAUCAAAGAUUAUAAAUGUUAAAAAAUUUAUCUAUUUAAGCCUGUGAAAUCUGUACUUUUUCUUGUGCAGUUGUAUUUGAUAGGUCUAGUAUUUUUUACAAAAAGGAGUUUAUUUAAUGAAUCAAUAUUUAUAUUUUUCAUUUGAAGUUUCUAAUAUACUAUAUGAUAGUGUAUUUUUCGUGGUGUAUGUUUUAUGGAAUGAGAAAUAUAGUAUAGGGAGUGUAAUUUUUUCUAUUUAAAUAUAUAUAUAUAUUAUUCAUAUUGCUGAAAGUACUAUUAAUCUUUUAUAAUGGCAACAAAGAGUGAAAAGGAAUAUAGAAAUGGCAAAGAUAUGCCAAUAUACCAGAAGGAUUCCAAAAUUGUUAGAGUAGUCUUUAUAUCGUUACUUUUGGAUCUAUUGGCAUUUACAAUGAUCCUGCCACUAUUACCAGCACUUCUGGAUCACUAUGAACAACUGGAUAAAGGACAAGGACUUUACUCCACAAUUCUUAAUCAUAUUCGAAAGAUACAAGUAUACCUGGAUGCACCAGAUAAAUUUAAUUCAGUUCUAUUUGGAGGAUUCCUAGGCUCCAUGUAUUCGUUCCUUCAAUUUCUGGGCUCUCCAAUUGUUGGUGCGUUAUCUGAUGUUUAUGGAAGGAGACCUAUGAUGCUACUGUGCCAAUUUGGAAUAGCACUUUCGUACCUGCUUUGGGCAUUUUCACACAAUUUUGGAUUAUUUGUAUUGGCCAGAUUUGUUGGCGGUAUCAGUAAGGGUAACGUCAGCCUAUCAAUGGCAAUAAUAAGUGAUGUUACUUCGCCAAAGACUAGAGGACGUGCUAUGGCUUUAGUGGGUAUUGCAUUCUCUGUUGGUUUUGUUAUUGGACCGAUGAUUGGAGCUUUAUUUGCUAGAAUUUCUAGUGGACACAGAGAAGGACACUGGUAUGCAGUACCUGCUUUAUUUGCUCUUUGUCUUGCUGGUAGUGACCUUAUUUAUGUUGCUUUCAAUCUUAAAGAGACAUUGCCAAGUGGUUAUAGAGCAAAAUCAUUAGUUACUGGCAUAUCUGGUGCAUUGACAUAUAUUAAUCCCAUGGAUCUAUUUCAAUUUAAUGGCGUCUCUGGGCUGAAGAAGGAUGAAUUGCACAAAUUAAGGGUCCUCGGUCGUUCUUAUUUUGUUUAUUUAUUUAUAUACAGUGGCCUUGAAUUUACCUUGACUUUUUUGACACAUCAUUCGUUUGGAUUUACCAGUAUGCAACAGGGUUGGAUGUUUUUGGGAAUUGGAUUAACAAUGGCCAUCUUACAAGGUGGCUGGGUGAGACGAAUUCCUCCGCACAAGACAAAAUCUAUUACUGAACUGGGUCUUUGGUUAAUUAUGCCGGCUUUCGUUUGUGUUGGAAUUGCCAGGGGAACGUUGAUGCUGUAUUUUGGUGUUUUCCUAUUUGCAGUCUCAACUGCAAUGGUAGUUACUUGCAUGAUGACUCUAGUGUCGCGCAUUGGACCAGAAAAUCAAAAAGGCGCUAUAACUGGAAUUUUUCGCUCUCUAGGAGCACUAGCGCGUGCUUGUGGCCCAAUAGUGGCUUCUAUAGCAUUUUGGAGCAUUGGUAGCACAACAACUUAUUUAAUAGGUGCUAUUUCUCUUGUUAUUCCACCAGCUAUACUGCGGCCACUUGGAUCAAUUUAACUCAUUGUCAGUACAAUAUUAAAUACUUAGUGACCUAAUAUUUUAUAAAGCAUACAAGAAAGUAUUUAUAUUUAUAUUUGUAUUUAAUGCAUGACAAUAACGUGAU
Molecule: messenger RNA, 2358 nt
Organism: Cephus cinctus (wheat stem sawfly)
Lineage: Eukaryota; Metazoa; Arthropoda; Insecta; Hymenoptera; Cephidae
Gene: rtet
Product: major facilitator superfamily domain-containing protein 10
Exons: 7
Coding region: 885-2252 (455 amino acids)
Biological process (GO): transmembrane transport
Cellular component (GO): brush border membrane
Molecular function (GO): transmembrane transporter activity
Source: RefSeq, a predicted model, not a curated record